Messenger RNA from Chenopodium quinoa (quinoa), 966 nucleotides. RefSeq lists its product as uncharacterized. The record is from RefSeq and is a predicted model, not a curated record. NCBI's taxonomy places the organism in Eukaryota, Viridiplantae, Streptophyta, Magnoliopsida, Caryophyllales, Amaranthaceae. The transcript is spliced from 5 exons. Bases 34 to 831 code for a protein of 265 amino acids.
UAUAUAGUCCCCCAUGCCGGGUUAAACUAGGUGAUGGAUGCUUUAAAUAGUUGUUGGAAAUAUUAUAAAUGCCAAAUUAAGAAGAAACACUUCUAUGCAUAUGAUACGGAUGAUUUAAGGUGGGAACAUAAACCAGAUACAAUCUCCGAUCAGAUGUUCCUAGAUCUUCUACAAUAUUGGCAUACUGAUGAGGCGAAGGCAAUUAGCGACAGCAACAAAAGCAAUCGUCUAAUGUUAGAUGAUAUGCACACUUUGGGACGCAAAUCAUAUGCUAUUUUACACCAUGAGUUGCAACAACAAGAUCCAGACAAGAAAGAACCUUCUCAAGCAAAGGUUUACAAGGAAUUAAGAAAAAGAAGUGCUAAAAGGACAUACAUUAGCAGCUUUGAAAAAGCAAAAGAGAAUAUUGAAAAAAUUGAUGCUUUGGAGCCAGCACAAUCACAAGAAGAUGGUAAUGUAUGCAAUGACCCUUAUAGUGAAGUGAUUCCAUCUCCUAAACGCAAAAGUUGUUUGCAUCUAUAUGGCUCGGGUGUGAAGAAGAGUGAUUUGAAGAACAAAGAUAUAAAGUCAAAUUACAUACUCCUGGAGGAAUUCCUAGUAGGCAUAAGAACACAAUUAGUCCAAGAAAUUGCACCUACCAUCACCGCUGCAGUUUUGGAUUUGCUUCCCGAGGUGAACCCUGGGAUUAAUCUUGUGGUUCCUAGUACUCUGCAGCAAUUGACUCCGCAUGAUGCAUCUAGUGCACCAAAUCGAAAUACUGCCCAAAGUGGACAAUCUUCAAAAUCAUUUAAUCAGGUGCUUGAUGACGAUGAGCUACCCCGGGAUGAAUGAAGUAAGGACUAAUGUUGAUUUUAUGUAUCUAUUGCAACUUCUAGAGAGCUUUCAAAUUAAACGUUUGUUAAUUAAUUAGCUAGUGAACUUUCAUUUAUAAUUAGUUAGUAUUGACACUUCGUUUACUUUUGUAAU